This is a messenger RNA of Cladophialophora immunda, 2470 nucleotides long. RefSeq lists its product as uncharacterized. The record is from RefSeq and is a predicted model, not a curated record. NCBI's taxonomy places the organism in Eukaryota, Fungi, Ascomycota, Eurotiomycetes, Chaetothyriales, Herpotrichiellaceae. Gene Ontology annotation, cellular component: clathrin-coated pit; clathrin-coated vesicle. The transcript is spliced from 5 exons. Gene Ontology annotation, molecular function: SNARE binding; phosphatidylinositol-4,5-bisphosphate binding; clathrin heavy chain binding. The coding region runs from base 490 to 2316 and encodes 608 amino acids. Gene Ontology annotation, biological process: clathrin coat assembly; clathrin-dependent endocytosis; vesicle budding from membrane.
GCUUGAACGCCCGUAAUAUCCAGCCUGCAACACCAUCUCACAGGAUUCCAAUUUAAUGGCGCCAUGGUGAUAGGGGCGUGAUAGAUAUACCGGGAUCUGGUCAUUUGUCUCUUCUCCUCCUGCCUCGUCCUCCCUCCACGCUUUUCCCUACCUGUGCAUCGUUUCAGUGGUUAUUGUCGUGGAACCGCUCAGCCUGCCUUUCGAGUGCGACUGCGCCGGCCAUCACAGCAACAAACCAACGCAGUCCGACCCUGAGCAGCCGGGUCUGUUUGUGGCUGUGUGAUCUUGCUCUGCCACCUCGUGCACUAUGUUCUUGUGAAAACAUGGCAACCUGCCUAGCAUAAUUCUUUCUCCUGACCUGACCUCGCCGUCUCUUGACUUCACCGGCCUGAAGCGGACAACUCGGAAACAGCCCUCCCUACGGACCAAUUGCCGCGUCGUUCAUCUUCCUGGAAAGAGCCCGAACAUCACCCUGUCAGACAGACCACCAUGGAGAAGAUUGUAAAAGGCGCUACGAAAAUCAAGCUGGCUGCGCCCAAGUCGAAGUACAUCGAGCCCAUAUUAUCUGCUACAAAUGGCGGAGAAUCAGGUGUCGCCGAAGUCUUCCGCACUCUACAACUUCGACUGAGGGACUCAACAUGGACGAUUGUCUUCAAAGCGUUAAUUGUGGUCCAUCUUAUGAUAAGAGAGGGUCAGCCUGAGGUCACUUUGAGAUACAUAUCCGAGUCGCCUAAGCGAUUGGCAAUCAGCAGCUUCACUGAAGUUCAAACUCAAGGUCUCAAUAUUCGAAGGUAUUCGGAAUACUUGUUAGAACGAGUGCGGGCCUUCCGAGAUACCAAGACGGACUUCGUCAAGUCGGGGGCUGGGAAGAUGCGCAGACUGACUGUCGAGAAAGGGUUAUUGAGACAAACUGAGGUUGUGCAGGAUCAAAUAGAGGCGUUGGUGCGAUGCGAUUUGCUAGGGACCCACGACCCGGAUAAUGAGAUUUCACUGACGGCGUUUCGUCUUUUAACCUUGGACCUGCUCGAGCUGUUCAAGGUGAUGAACGAGGGCACCAUCAAUGUUCUAGAACAUUACUUCGAAAUGUCUCGUCCUGAUGCUGAACGAGCAUUGCAGAUCUACAAGACAUUCGGAAGGCAGACCGAAAUGGUGGUCCAGUAUCUCAGUCUUGCUAGACAGUAUGAGACGUCGACUCGCUUGGAGGUCCCGAGAUUGAAGCACGCGCCAACAACUCUGACCAAUGCUCUGGAAGAAUAUCUCCACGAUCCGGACUUUGAAUUGAACCGAAGACAAUAUCUGGCGCAGCAAGAAGCAAAACGAACAGGCAAGCCGGUUUCCACCGCGCCAUCGGCCAACCCGUUCGACAAGCCGGCAACAAAGGAAGUUGCCACCUCUUCGAUUGCAGCCAAACCACAACCGGUGCAAUCAGUGCACAAGGGACCAGCACCGGAUCUGAUUGACUUCUUCGAGUCGAUUGAGCAGAAUCAGCAGACGAUGGGUCAGGCCAACUUCACCGCGCAGCCUCAUUUUCAGCAAGGAGUGCCGCAGGUUCAGGGAUAUCCGCAAGCGGCUAUGCCUCAACAGACGGGUUACAAUCCUUUCCUACAGCAGCAGCCGACUUUCCAGAGCCAGGCUCUACCACAACCUCAGGCCCAGCCACAGCCUCUGCAGACAGAUUUCACAGGUGCGGGAUUCGGUGGAUACGGGCCUCAACCACAACAGCAUAUACAGCCAGCAGGAGGGUUCCAGUUUUCGUCGCAGCUGUCACCGAUUCCUCAGAACGGCGUGGCAAAUUUCCAGCCGCAAGCCUUUUCCCCAGCUCAACCUUCUCCGAUACAACCACAGCAAACAUCCACCAAUCCGUUCCGGCAAUCCACAAUGAACACUGGAAACGCCCAGUUUUCGCCUGUGAGCCCCCCAGCUCCUGUGCGGUCAUCGACCAAUCCAUUCGCGAAGCACAACACUGGAGCUAUUUCCAACAACGACCAGACAGCAGGAACCAUCCACGACCAGACGACCUUUUCUCCAGUCUCUCCCGAGCAAACUUUCCCCUCCAAUCCGUCUUUCCUCUCCUCUCCGCCGCCACUCCAACCUCAGAGAACCGGAACCAACCCAUUCGCGAAGAACCGACCGACGACACCGGGAGGCCCAGUGACAACAAAUGUGACUGGCAGCACGAAUCCAUUCCGACAAAGCGCGUUUGUGAAUCAACAGACGGGUCAGGGGUGGCAGCAUAGCAACCAGGGGACGCUGUUGGGGUUUGACGUGAAUAAUGUAGACACAGUGCCGAUCUUCCCACGGCCGGGACACAGUUGAAGCUAUAGCACCGUAAUGUAAUGUCCGGUUUCUGGAUGAUGGGGACGAAUUGUACCUGUACUUCUACGCACGGCGACGAACACGAAUAAUCCAAGUGUUGGUUUGUAUGUAGCAGCCCAAUGUGGAGGGCCACGAGGGCCUCAAAUUGCCACCG